AUGCAGAGCAAUAUCACACGAAACGAUAGUGCGCCAUAUUUCACUCGAUGUUUGGGAAUUUACCAUUUACUAGAUCGUCCAAGUGGAAGUACACUUGCCACUUAUAUUUCAGUCAUUGUAAUUCUUUCGAUAUUUUCAGUGUUGACAGCAGUCGGCAAUGGUUUGAUAAUGUACGUCUAUGUAAAACAAAAGUCUCUACAACGAACAAACACAUUUCUCUUGGUGUGUUUGGCAUUUGUCGACUUCGUCUCAGCAGUGGUACUUGAACCAUUAUACGUUGUUCGGCUUUUAUCGGAAAUCUUCGGCUUCACUUCGUGCGUCUAUGUUCUUAUAGUUCGGCGACUACUCGAGUAUCUUCGGCCAGUUUCGUUCAUGACGUUGGCAUUGACAACAAUAGAGCGAUAUCUAGCUUUAUUUAAAGCGAUAACUCAUCGCAGAAUGGCCACAAAACGACGAUUAUUUUACGCUGUGUUGCUAAGCUGGUUCGUUUGGUUCCUGGUCAUUGGUAUUCGCUCAUUUUUCCCGUCGAAUACGAACGCUUUUUACACUUUUUAUACCUUCAUCGCCUUUUCCCUGCUCGUUGGCAAUUUAUUUAUGUAUUUCAAGAUUGGAAAGUUAGCUCGGCUCCAUAGCAGACCCACCAGGGUCUCCACCACCCCGGGGUCUGUAAGCGCGGGGUAUAAUACCAGGACCAUAGAUACUGGGUCAUUAACCGUACAGGGCGAAAAUCCUAGACCAACAAAUCCGGUAGUCCUGUUUUCCAACACAGGGGAGAAUAUGAUAGAAGGAAAGCGAAAUUUAACUGAAGUUGAAAAUCACGAAUCGAAAAGCGUUGCUAAGGAAUCAUCAACUCUAUCACAGCUUCGUGAUGGAAACGAUUUGACAAAAAUCCAUCAAGUUGACGCCAAUCAUAAUUCAUCAAAAGAAGCAGAAAUGAAGCGUCAGCUUUCAGAGCAAAACUCGUGCGAUAGUGAAGAUAAAUCAGAAGAUAAACCAGUUGAGACGACUGCUAGUGGAUUACCACAUGAAGAAGAUAACAUAACCAAUGAUACAGAGGAAUCAGAGACCUUGAAGACAUAUUUUAAAACCGCAUCAAACGAAGAAAAUUCACAAGAGAAACUUGAAGCACAAGCGCAAAACUCAGCACCACCAAACUCAACUGGAAACUCCAAGCAUUCAGACAGAAAAACCACGCGUGAAAGUCGGCGCCGGAACACCAAACGUGUAAGCUUUAAAAACGCUUCAAAAUCAGUCGUUGAAACUAGAGAAAGAAACGCGACAUGGACCGUCUUUUACAUCGUUGCUAUUAUAACAAUUUGUUAUGUGCCUAUUUCAGCUCUGCUGGUUAAACUGUCGUUUCAAAAGGAACCUGAUGCGACCUCAUUGUUUAUAUAUGUACCAAUUGCUGACACGAUAGCGUUGUUCAAUGCCCUCGUCAACCCUUUUGUAUAUUGUUAUAAGAACCGCAAGAUGAGAGAAGCAGUGAAGAAUGUUUUUCAGAAAUCAAGAAGCUUUUGAGAAAACGAACUUAUAACCUUGGCUACUUAACUCGUACUUGUGGAUAUGUAGGCUAUACAUGUUUCUUAGGUCAAACAUUAAAUCUAACUUGUGAUAGAAGGGCGAUGAUAAAUAUAUGUAUGUGCCCGUGGAAACACUGAAAAACUGAUUCACUGAAGGUUGAAACAUUAUCAUACUUAGCAGAGCGUUUUAUAAUAAUUUGAGCAAAAACGAAAGGUGUCUAUUAAUGUACGGAACUUUACAAAAUUGACAAUGAUUUUCGACCAGAAAUAAACGUUAAAGAAAAAAAUUCAACCAACCUCAAAAAUGGACAACUUUUCCUUUUGAUUUUUUGUGUUUCUUUUUGUGUUUAGGAAUUUCAUUUUCCACAAUAUCUUCAGCAUCUGCACUUUUAUGACUUGAUCC
Messenger RNA from Dendronephthya gigantea, 1923 nucleotides. RefSeq names its product alpha-2B adrenergic receptor-like. The transcript has a single exon. Gene Ontology annotation, cellular component: membrane. Gene Ontology annotation, molecular function: G protein-coupled receptor activity. NCBI's taxonomy places the organism in Eukaryota, Metazoa, Cnidaria, Anthozoa, Malacalcyonacea, Nephtheidae. The record is from RefSeq and is a predicted model, not a curated record. Gene Ontology annotation, biological process: G protein-coupled receptor signaling pathway. The coding region runs from base 1 to 1518 and encodes 505 amino acids.